AAUAUAAUUUAAACUAAAUUAUGAUAUCACCAUACCCACGCCCCCGCAAUCUCGCCGCAUCAAAAAAGCGCCUCUAUCUUCCAAUCCAAUCCCCACAUUACUCCAGUUGCACCCCAAAAUGAACGGCGCCGUUUCAGCCCUCAAGCCUCGGCACAAAAGGGCCUCAAACGGCAAGCCCCUUAACGUCGUUCCCACAAACCACAGCUCGGAGGUCCUCCAAGUGCAGGACCUGAUCAUGUCGUCUUCUUCUUCUUUUUUCUCCAAGAAGCUCCGUCUCUACGGCGGCAAGGCCUCCUUCAUGACCUGGAGGCUGCAUGAUGUCCUACACGUGGCCAAGCACCAUUGGAUACCCUGCGUCUUCGCAAUGGGCCUCCUCUUCUUCAUGGGCGUCGAGUACACGCUCCGAAUGGUGCCCUCGUCGUCUCCACCCUUCGAUGUCGGCUUCGUCACCACGCGCUCCCUCCACCUCCUCUUGGCCUCCAAGCCCAAGCUUAACACCUUGCUCGCUGGUCUUAACACGGUGUUUGUGGGAAUGCAGACAACGUAUAUAGUAUGGACAUGGCUAGUAGAGGGCCGCCCAAGAGCCACAAUCUCAGCCCUCUUCAUGUUCACAUGCCGGGGCAUUCUCGGCUACUCUACCCAACUUCCAUUGCCUCAGGGAUUUUUGGGGUCCGGCGCAGACUUCCCGGUUGGCAAUGUGUCGUUUUUUCUCUUCUUCUCAGGGCAUGUAGCAGGGUCUGUGAUUGCAUCUUUGGACAUGAGGAGAAUGCAUAGGUGGGAAAUGGCACGGACAUUUGAUGCACUGAAUGUGCUACAAGCACUGAGGUUACUGGGGACAAGGGGCCACUACACAAUAGACUUGGCUGUGGGGGUUGGGGCUGGUUUUCUCUUUGAUUCUCUGGCAGGCAAGUAUGAAGAAAGCAAGAGAUCAAAAGCACCUACAACAACUGGUACCAAAGAGGCUUUCUUUCUGUGAACAGAUGGACUGUUGGCAGGUAGUUUGGAGUAGGAAUAUGGGUAUGUUAUUGGUGCAUAUUUAUUUAUUUAUGAAACGUCGAAAGGUCAAGUCUAAUUAAGAAAAGAAAACAAAGUAGGCGUAUUGGAUUGUAUAGAGACAGAGAGAGCUCAAUGUACUGGGGCCCUUUUGAUGUAUUUUGCUUCUUUUUUUGUUCUUUAAAAUAUCCCAUUCUUCAUUUUUUUUAAA
Messenger RNA from Prunus mume (Japanese apricot), 1204 nucleotides. RefSeq names its product phosphatidylcholine:diacylglycerol cholinephosphotransferase 1-like. The record is from RefSeq and is a predicted model, not a curated record. Gene Ontology annotation, molecular function: diacylglycerol cholinephosphotransferase activity. NCBI's taxonomy places the organism in Eukaryota, Viridiplantae, Streptophyta, Magnoliopsida, Rosales, Rosaceae.